AUGGUUCCUAAAACAUCGUUACAAUCGCUUUCUAUUCGAUAUUUCCAUUCGAUCCUGAGAUUGAGACAUGAGAAUCCAUUGGGAUUACCACGAGUUGGUCGAGAUGGCAAGGAGCCUUCAGUUCCCAGAAUGUCAAAAGGGUUGCCCAUUAAGCAAAGAAUACCCAACGUGAAAAGAAUUGUAUUGGUUUCUUCAGCAAAAGGAGGGGUUGGUAAAUCCACUGUAUCGGUAAACUUAGCACUUGGUCUUUCAAAGUUGGGGAAAAAGGCCGGUGUUUUAGAUGUAGAUUUGUUCGGACCUUCAAUCCCGAAGUUAUUCAAUUUAAGUGGUGAACCAAGAAUUUCCGAUAACGGCAAAUUGCUACCUUUAAGUAACUAUGGAGUUGAAACCAUGUCUAUGGGGUACUUGAUAGCACCCGAAAACCCAGUGGUUUGGAGAGGUUUGAUGGUCAUGAAGGCAUUACAACAAUUGUUAUUCGAAGUUGCAUGGUCCCCUCUUGAUUAUUUAGUCAUAGAUAUGCCUCCAGGUACUGGUGAUACUCAAUUGACUAUAAGUCAGCAAUUGAAAGUUAAUGGAGCGGUCAUUGUUUCUACGCCUCAAGACAUUGCUUUAAUUGAUGCGGUGAAGGGAAUAUCAAUGUUCAAUAAAGUUCAUAUCCCUAUCCUUGGUUUGGUUCAGAACAUGAGCUAUUUCGUUUGUCCCAAUUGCCAUCAUGAGUCCCAUAUUUUUGGAUCGGAUGGUGCUAAAAGAGAAGCAGAAAAAUAUGGAUUACAAGUACUUGGUUCUAUUCCUUUGAAUGAACAGAUAUGUCUCCAAUCUGAUAAGGGGAAACCUAUAGUUGUAGCUGAUCCUCAAUCUCCCUUAGCUGAUUCUUAUAUCGAAGUUGCGCGGAAGAAUAUUUCUACAGGUGAAUUGAAUGACAUUGAUGGUUUGGAUUCUUUUAGUUUGAGGUCAUUACUGAAUAGUCUUCAUUGGAAUAAGCCUAUUGACAGUUCUAUGAAUUCUUUAGUUGAAUUACAAACAGAAGCAUCAAACGGAAGAAGAACCAUUACAGAUAUGCACCCAGUGCUAGUGGAAACCACUAUGAUUGCAUCUCUAAGUGCUCCUGCUGAACACUCAGAUUAUUUCACUACUACUACUAUGUAUGAUACUUCUACUCAAGCACAUAUUCUUCCUUCCCCGUCUCAAGUAACAAUCCAUCAAACGGAAACAAGUAUUGUCAAAGUCACUGAAACAGUUACUCAUUACUUUCUGACAACAGUUUCUUGGACGAAUGCUUUGAUGACACCAACACCUUCACCUUCACCAACUUCUUCUUCACCAACUGACGUUAAUAAUGUUCCUGUUUAUACGAGCAUCUACUCCAGCGCUUCACAAUCAACAAUAGGGUCUAGUUCAUUUCAAGAAGACAAUAUUAAAGUAUCUUCAAAUAUUCAUGAGACCCAAUCCACUUCUAAUCUGGGAUCUAAAAUUGGUACUUCAUUUUCCACUGCUCGUAAACCCUCCAAUGUUAACGCAAUUUUGAACAAGAAGAAUUCUAACAGCAAAUUAUCAAUUAAUCCACAAUUCAAGUACCAUAAUCAAGACUAUAAACCAUCGAUUGUUCAAUCAUAUGCAAAACCCAAAAUCCCCCAGAUUGGUGGGAUUUGGAACAAGUUGAAAAAUAUGAACCAUCAGUUUAUUGGAAAUCGUGAACCUUCCAGUGAACUUUCCUUGGAUAAAAAUAUCCCCUUGGCAACGGAGACGGUUAAGAGUGUUUAUGAAGUUGCAUUAAAGGUGAAACCUACAAAAGUCCAAGAUAUUGAGUUAGCAAACGAAUCGAUACUUCCAUCUAAAACUGUAACUCAGGGUUAUCUGAAGACCUAUCCAGCUUUUAAAAUGCUGGCGGAUUCGAUGGUUUCAGUACAAACAUUUCACAUCGAAGAUGGUGAUUAUGUUUAUGAUUUCAUCAUUGAAAAAGAUCAACCACAAUCUGUACCCAGGCAUUCAUCAAAAACACAGUUUGAUAUUUUGCAUGUUCCUCCAGAGUUACAACAUAGUGAGUUGAAGUUCACAAAUGGAUCUGAAGUUUCUCAACUUGCCACCGGAAAUGGCAUGAAUCUGAUGAUAUUGAACUCAAGUGGAGACAGCAACAUUGAAGUGGGCAUUGGACAUGCAUUGGAAUAUUCUAACUUACAAGACGAAACUACACAAGACUUGUUUGCAGGUAUUUAUAAAGAAGAUGAUUUUGAAUUCUUAAAGAAUGGCGCUACAGGGUUUAUGAGUUCCAACACCAUCCUUGUAACUCUUGUAGCAAUGAUUGCACUUUGGCUUUGA
Molecule: messenger RNA, 2316 nt
Organism: Lizanozyma spartinae
Lineage: Eukaryota; Fungi; Ascomycota; Pichiomycetes; Serinales; Debaryomycetaceae
Exons: 2
Coding region: 1-2316 (771 amino acids)
Biological process (GO): mitochondrial respiratory chain complex I assembly; iron-sulfur cluster assembly
Cellular component (GO): mitochondrion
Molecular function (GO): ATP binding; 4 iron, 4 sulfur cluster binding; ATP-dependent FeS chaperone activity
Source: RefSeq, a predicted model, not a curated record